AAGCGAUUGCUAGAUAACAGGAGCAUAUUCAGGGUUUCAGCUCUGUGGAGAAAGACAGAAGGCCGCAGAGGGACCAGGGAGGGCUGGCGAAGAAAAGGGUGUGGAAGACAAAGAAUGAGAGAACGCCGAACAUAAAGCCAAUGGCGUAAAGUUCAGGACGUCAAUUUUAGAUUUGCAAAUAGAGCGAAGACUCCUUGGUUCUGUGUACAGCCAGAAGACCCUACAGAGUCAAUUGUUUCUCAACUGAAUUACUGUGAUUUACUAGAAAACGUUGAACAUGCCUCAUUUCUUAUGUGAAAAAAUGAAAACACCGCUGCCUUGGACUGAACUUUGUAUACUUCUUAUGAUUUUCAAUGUAUUUUCUACAUCUUGUCUGGGAUUCUGUCCUCCUCAGUGUGUUUGUGAGACAAGGCCUUGGUUCACACCACAGUCGGUUUACCAUGAAGCCAAGACAGUGGACUGCAAUGACCUUCUGCUGACUCAUAUCCCAGAGAACCUCUCCACGGACACCCAAGUUUUACUUCUUCAAAGCAAUAAGAUCUCACGUAUGGGUUGGGAACUCCAGGAUCUGGUCAACCUUACAGAACUGGACCUAUCUCAAAACCACUUUCAAAGUAUUGAAGAUUUGAGCAUUUCAAACCUUUCUCACCUCAUCACCCUCUAUCUGGAAGAGAACCAGCUCACAGAACUUCCAGACUAUUGCCUAAAAGAUCUGGAAAGCCUAGAAGAGUUGUAUAUUAACCACAACCAGAUAAACUUUAUUGGUUCCCGUGCCUUUGCUGGCUUAGGUAAGCUUCUGAGAAUUCACCUAAAUGCCAAUAGACUACGUGUUAUAGAUUCAAGGUGGUUUGAAGACCUCCCGAAUCUUGAGAUACUUAUGAUUGGAGAAAACCCUGUGAGUGCUCUUCAGAACUUUAAUUUUCAGCCUCUUGGGAAAUUACAUAGUCUCGUGCUGGCAGGGAUGGAACUUGACCAAAUUCCAGAAAAUGCAUUUUAUGGACUGGACUAUCUAGAAAGCCUCUCUUUUUUUGACAACCGGCUAACUUCUGUGCCCAAGGAAGCAAUGAAACCUCUUAAAUUGCUAAAAUUCCUGGACCUCAACAAAAAUGCUAUAAGCAGAAUUCAAUCAGGAGAUUUUAGGGACAUGCCACAUCUUGAGGAACUAAGCCUUAAUUCAAUGGAAGAGCUUGAACGUAUAGAGGGUGAGGCCUUUCAGGAUUUGCCUGAGCUACUUAAGCUAGAAAUCUGCAACAACCCUAGAUUGACCUACCUAGAUCCAGGUGCAUUUGUCUCUAAUGUUGGCGCCUUGAAAACUCUACUUCUCAACAAUAAUCGACUAGCAUUAAUACCACUUAAAGUAUUUCAAAUGCUACCAGGGUUAACUGAAAUCAGUUUGUACAGUAAUCCCCUUCGCUGUGACUGCCAAAACAAUUGGAAAGGACUUUCAUCAUUGAGACUCAUUGAAGCCCAAGCAACACUUUGCACAAGCCCUCCCCUGGUGAGUGGACACCUCUUUCAGGAAAUACAAGGCCAGGCAUGGCUGAAUAGAUGUCCACCUUUAAUAGAUACACAGUCUUUUCCUUCUCGGCUCCAUCUUUCCAAGCACCAGUUAGUAACUUUAACUUGCCAAGCAAGUGGUCAUCCAAAACCUGAAAUCUACUGGAUAACUCCGCAUGGAGAAAGAAUAUCGGGAGGAAAUGGGAGAAUACAUAUUCAGGGAGAAGGUUCCCUAGAAAUACUGGAUGCCACAGAGGAGGACUCUGGAUCAUAUAUGUGCCAAAUGUGGAACUCAGAUGGAACUGACAGCAAAAGUGUGAUUCUCUACAUCAAUGGAACUCAGGAACAAGAAGUCACUUCCCUUUCCAUUGUUACCAAGAAAGUUCAUUCCAGUUUUGUUGUAGUGCAAUGGAAAAUGUUGGGUGGCCCUGUAAAUGCUCCAAGUGUUCUAGUGCCUGUCCAGUGGACUUCCGCAACCAUGAGGAUACAUAACCCACACAUCAGUUACACAGCCAAGGUUCCUCUUGAAAUCCAGGAGUAUAAUCUAACUCAUCUCCAACCAGCCACCAAGUACGAGGUGUGCCUUACUGUUUCUUCUAUUUCUCGUCCAAGUCAACAGUCUUGCCUAAAUGUGACCACUAAAGAUGCUUCAUUUUCCAUGGCAGCCGUAGGGAGGCCAGUGAGUAUCGCCCUCUCAGCAGCUCUAGGCUCUCUCAUUGCUGGUUUAUGCAUGGCAGCUGUCAUUGUGUAUGCCGGACAUCACCUCCGCCAUAAAAGCUGUGGACACUCUUUAAAAAAGUACAUGCAGAGAGCAUCAUUUAUCCCUCUCAACGAGUUUUACCCUCCACUUAUCAGUCUUUGGGAAGGAGAAACCGAGAAAGAAAAAGAGAGUAGCCUAGAGCAACCUGUUCUGGUGCCACCACAAGAAGAUAAAACUUUCCCAACCAUUGUUCAAAUUGACACUUCAAAAACGUACAUGUGGCAGUCAUAGACUUGGACAGGGCUGAUGACAUUAAAUAUUGACUUUGCUGCUUUCAUUCGUAGAAGGUGUUUCUGUCUUAGAUCUUUUUGUACAAAUGGUUAUAAAGCAGUGAUGAACUUAGCACAAACCCACCUAAAACUGACAUUAGGGACAAUUGGAGGGAUUCGUAUCUUUCUUUUUUGUUAUUAGGGAAGAAAAUUCCACUGUUUUGCUCCAUUACCAGCAUCAAACAGUACAGUUUUAAGUGUCUUAUGUGGACUUUUUCUGUGAAUAUGAAAGGAGUUUUGACGUAUGGAAACUGUCUCAUGUGUAUUGAUUUAACAAUGUGAAGAACUUCAGGCAAAAGUGAACUAAAAGGUUAUUUUUAGACCUUGUUGUGUGUAAUUGCUUGUAAUACUUUUUUAGAUUAAAGGAAUAUGAG
Molecule: messenger RNA, 2900 nt
Organism: Nanorana parkeri
Lineage: Eukaryota; Metazoa; Chordata; Amphibia; Anura; Dicroglossidae
Product: leucine-rich repeat neuronal protein 1-like
Exons: 2
Coding region: 278-2488 (736 amino acids)
Molecular function (GO): protein binding
Source: RefSeq, a predicted model, not a curated record